Messenger RNA from Manis pentadactyla (Chinese pangolin), 1776 nucleotides. Its product is annotated as zinc finger protein 154-like. Gene Ontology annotation, molecular function: RNA polymerase II cis-regulatory region sequence-specific DNA binding; DNA-binding transcription factor activity, RNA polymerase II-specific. The transcript is spliced from 4 exons. The coding region runs from base 1 to 1776 and encodes 591 amino acids. NCBI's taxonomy places the organism in Eukaryota, Metazoa, Chordata, Mammalia, Pholidota, Manidae. Gene Ontology annotation, biological process: regulation of transcription by RNA polymerase II. The record is from RefSeq and is a predicted model, not a curated record.
AUGGGAUCUUCCGCGCCGGGGUCGCCUCUCCCGCCGCGCCCACGAAGUCCGAUGGCGGCGGUCGCGUUGAGCGGCCCGGCCCAGGUACCUGCCCGUCCCCGGGCCUCCCGCCCCCACCCACCCAACCACCCUCGGGCCCCGAGUGCGGGCCCUGCCUACGGCCCGGGACGGAGAGGCGCUCGUGGGCGGGGCCCGUGUCCUAAGCGCCGGCGUGACGGUGCGUGCGGAGGCCGGGGAUGCGGCCGAGCCGGGAGGACUCGGGCAUCCCGGGAACCUGGGGCGGCCUUCCGCCUGCAGGGAACUGUGAGGCGCAUAAUCCUGGAAGAGCCCGCCGAGGGCUGUAGUUUUGCUGGCAGUGUGACCUCUGAGGACGUGGCCGUGUACUUCUCCUGGGAGGAAUGGGGUCUCCUUGAUGAGGUGCAGAGACGCCUGUACCACCAUGUGAUGCUGCAGAACUUGGCACUUAUAUCCUCCCUGGAGGUUCACAGGCAAAAGCAGCACACUGGAGAAAAACCAUUGAGAAGUGAUGUGAAGAGAGUCUUAUUUGUGAAGAGCUGCAAACUCUGUGUCUCAAGGAAACCCUUUUCUUUUGGGGAAGAUGGGAAGGACUUCCUGGGCAAGUCAGGAUUUCUUCACCAACAGGCCACUCACACCAGGGAGAAGUCAAAUAAUGGAACUGAACAUAGGGAUACUUUUCCAAGGAAAAAAAAUGAUUACAGCCGGAUAGGUUGCACAGAAACUUUCAGCCACAAACACACACUUAUUCAGUACCAGAGAGUCUUCACUAGAGUAAAAAAAUAUUACAUGUGCAGUGAAUGUGGAAAAUCCUUCAGCAAAAGCUCCCACCUCAUUAGACAUAGGAGUGUUCACACUGGAGAAAGGCCUUAUGAAUGCAGUGAAUGUGGAAAAGCUUUUAGCCAAAGCCCAAAUCUCAUUCAACAUCAAAGAGUUCACACUGGAGAAAGGCCUUAUGAGUGCAGUGAAUGUGGGAAAGCUUUUAUCCAAAGCUCACAUCUCAUUCAACACUGGAGAGUUCACACUGGAGAAAGGUCUUAUGAGUGCAGUGAAUGUGGGAAAUCUUUUAGCAAAAGCUACAGCCUCAAUCACCAUCAGAGUGUUCACACUGGAAAAAGGCCUUAUGAAUGUAGCCAAUGUGGGAAAUCAUUUUCCCAAAAUUCUGUGCUCCUUCAACAUCAAAGGGUUCACACUGGUGAAAGUCCUUAUGAGUGCAAUGAAUGUAGAAAAUCUUUUCGCCAAAGCUCUGCACUCCUUCAACAUAGGAGAGUUCACACUGGAGAAAAGCCUUAUGAAUGCAGCGAUUGUGGGAAAUCCUUUAGAUAUAGUUCCAACCUCAUUACACAUCGGAGAAUUCACACUGGAGAAAGACCUUAUGAGUGUGGGGAAUGUGGGAAAGCCUUUAAGAAAAGCUCUUCACUCCUUCAACAUCGGACAGUUCACACUGGAAAAAGGCCUUAUGAGUGCAGCCAGUGUGGGAAAUCAUUUCGCCAAAACAUUGUGCUCCUUCAACAUCAGAGAGUUCACACUGGGGAAAGGCCUUAUCAGUGCAAUGAAUGUGAGAAAUCCUUUAGAUAUAUUUCCAACCUCAUUACUCAUAGGAGAGUUCACACUGGAGAAAGGCCUUAUGAGUGUGGGGAAUGUGGAAAAGCCUUUAGCCAAAGCUCCAACCUCAUCACACAUCGGAGAAUUCACACUAGAAAAAGGCCUUGUAGUUUGGGGAAUAUGCACAAUUCUUUAUCUCCAUCGUCAGUCUCUUAG